AUGGAGGCCACGAUAUUCGUGCUCAGUUCUCUAGCCACCAAUCUCGCUGGAAUCUACUGGCAUGUCCCCUUCACCGUCGUUGAUCCUCAUCACACGUUCCUUGAGCGACUUGUUGGCUCUGUUCAGGUGUCCAGCACCAUCUACACUCUCAGGUAUUGGCAUCCUCUCGUGUUUCCCGAGUUUCCCGAAGCUGCAAAAUGUGAAAGCACAUGCGAAGGCCCAUGUGAGAGCCCAGCACAGAAUACUUCAAUUGAGCUUGGUGGCGUGCUGAAGAAUGUUAUGGAUCAUGAUCAACCGCCUCCACUUACCACGAUCCAUCACACGCUCUUCGGAAGAAUUUUUGACAUCCCUCUCGAUCAGAAUUCUGCCGAUUUAUACUGGACUGUCUUCUUCACGGCCCUUGUACUGAUUGCUAUCAUUCUCGUGUUGUGGAAGGGAAUCACCCAGGGCAGCCGCAAGCAUGACACGGAUGCUACAUCGGGUCAGAAAUCAGACAAGUCAGCAGACCUUCCAAGCGAGAAAGAGGCCCUGAAUUGGAUUCGUAUCGCUCGCUUUGCUGUCGCUUUGGGUAUCAAAGACGAUAUUUCGCAUGACAGCGUCAACAUUAGAGCAAAGAUCACGGAGAUUCUAGAAAAUCUGCACCAUUUCCAAAGAGUUCUCCAGUCCGAUUCCAUGCUCGCCGAGUCCAAGGAAGGAGAUGAUGUGGAAACAAACAGAACGACACUCGCACAAGUCUUUGAUGGUCACCUUCGGUUUUGCACCGAAGCAGUGAAAAGUGCCCUGGAGGUGCUCAAUCAACUCAGUAGACGGGUGGACCACAGAAUCAACCUACACGAACAGCCGGUAGACGGCUAUGGCCACGGCCAAGGAGAUCAGAAGCUUGAAGAUCCAACUGAUGAGUUUAGUCUGUAUCAGCAAGAGUUUCUCACCAAGGACAAGCUGGAGGCGACAACAUCGGCCAUGGAAAAGCGCAUUCUCAGAACAGUGGACGAUCAUAUUGCAGCCCUUGACGAGGAAGCGAAGAAGCGAAUUGGUAACAUUGAGUCUGCACUUGCAAAUAUCUCAGCCCUUCACGAGGAAGCGAAAAGGCAGAUUGAUAAUAUCGAGUCCGCACUUGCAAAGGUUCAACAAUCCCUCUCUGUUGGUGUCGUCGAUCAGGAACAGCUGAACGAGACUAUCGGCGGUCUCAAAGCAGACAUGGAGAAUCUCCGAACGUCAUUGCAAUCACUUUCUCGCGAAGGUAAUGACUCGCAAGUUGGUGUCGAUACCAUCAUUCACGAGCAACUGCAAAGCCUUGAAAAUCGUGUGCGGUCCCUCGAGCGUGCGGCUUCAGUGACUCCCCUCGACAAGGAGCAGAUUGAACAAGAACUUGACGAACUCGACCAAGCCGUAAUCAGUCUGAAGAAUUCGCAUGCGGAAAUUCAGUCGAAGCUCGACUCAACCGUCACCGAAACACAAGUGAAAGAAGCUUUGAAACAAAUAGCCGCGCACCUCGAGCAACAAACUGAAGGAAUGAAAAGCCAACUCCACGGGCUCAUGGAAGCUUUGGAUGAAGUCAAGAACGCUGCGAUCAAGUCGAAGAACAAUGACCCUCAACUUGCCAAACAAUUGGAAGAUAUAGAAAGGGCGAUCGAUGAUUCAGCAAAGGAGGUACAAUGGUUCAGAAAAGAUCUUGACACACACGCUCUGGAACAAAAAAGUCUGCGCGAGGCAGUCAACCGUGCCUUGGAGUGGAAUAAGGAGCUUGAGGACGGAAUUAAGCAGAAGAUCAGCAGAGUAACCAGGAAUAUCUUGGAAACGAAUGCCCGGAUGCAUAUAUCGACCGAAACCAAGGAUAAGCUCGAAGAAUACAAGUGGCAUCAAAGGAACAUGAACAUGAGUAUUUGGGGACACCUACAUAAAUGCAUGGACGCUCUUGGCAUCAAAUUCGACUUGAGCGCCGCUGAUCUAGUAACUGUACACGAUAGGAACCAGGACCCUGUCGAAAAGCCUGAGUCGAAUGAUGAGCAUCUUGCUGCAGAGCAUGGCGCACACAAGACCGAGACUGACGUUGUCGAUGAAGGGCCCCAACAGGACGAAGCUCAAGCCGCAGGAUUUGAGGCCCGAUCGCCAAAGGAGACAGCCCAACCUACAAAGGAUGAAGCCGGAAGCCCAAAGAGCGAAGCUCAAAUAAACGAACAAAUACAGACAUUCGACGAUCAACACCGCGCGAGUGGCCAGUCUGAGCCGAUCAGUCCUAGGACUUCAAAACCAGCUUCCCAAGCAAUUAGUGGUCCAAAGCAAUCACCCGUAGCAGGCUGGGGUGAUGAAGCUGCAAAGCACGACAAAGCAGACACAGCAGGAUCGCGAGCAGAACAUAAUCAAGAGGGUGAAAAGGGCCACGAAUCUGCUGCAUUGGGAACCCACAAAGAGACUAUAGCGCAAUCGAAGGCAUCAGUAGGAACCCAGUCUCCUCAGACACCGGGGUCUGCGAAGGGCAAAUCAUCUGGGAAGCACGCCCCAGAACCCCUCCGUCUGAAGACCGAGACAUCUACCUCCGCAAGGCACGAGAAGGGCCAGGCUCCGGCUCAGUCGCCUUCAAAGCCCAACAUUGAGUCUACCUCUGCUGAACUGAGCAAGAGUAGGUGGGCUCCCUCAACUUCGACCCAGGCUCAGUCCAAAACACCUACUCAUGGAGAGACUGAAGGGGGCCAGUUGAUUACGCCAAUUCUAACCCAGCCGCCUUCGAAGCCAAACACUGAGUCUGCCUCCGCCGGAAUGAGCAAGAGUAAGUGGGCUCCCUCAACUGCGACCCAAGCGCAACCAAAGACAUCAGAAGGAACCCAUUCGCCUCAGACACCGGGGUCUGCGAAGGGCAAAUCAUCUAAGAAGCACACCCCAAGAACACCCGGUUUGAACCCGGAGGCAUCUACCUUCUCCGCAAAGCGCGAGAAUAGCAAAGGAGCUGGCGCGGCUUCAGCUCAGUCGCCUUCAAAGUCAAGCACGGAGUCUGCCUCUGCCGAAAUGAGCAAGAGUAGGUGGGCCUCAACUCCGACCCAGACUCAAUCCAAAACACCUACUCAUGGAGGGAAUAAAGGGGAUCAGCCAGCUAGCCCAGCUUCAGCCCAAGUUCCAUCAAAGCCACCCACUUCUGCUGAACUGAGCAAAAGCAGGUGGGCCGAUGACUCUCCAACCGCGCAGAGAUCAAAGAGUGUUUCCUUGCCCUCCGAAAAGAACCCGAAAGGAGACCUUGGUGAGACCUUUUGA
Messenger RNA from Aspergillus fischeri NRRL 181, 3246 nucleotides. RefSeq lists its product as uncharacterized. Lineage: Eukaryota; Fungi; Ascomycota; Eurotiomycetes; Eurotiales; Aspergillaceae. The record is from RefSeq and is a predicted model, not a curated record. The coding region runs from base 1 to 3246 and encodes 1081 amino acids. The transcript is spliced from 2 exons.